UGCUAUAUUGGGACAGCCUACCGACUUAUAUAUCUCGAGUACCGGGUGUUAGUGAUCACGAAUCUCAAUUACCGAGCAAGUACAGUUGAAUUUGAAUUAGACAGUAUCGAUGCCGGUCGGCAGGAUCAAAGGUCGAAGUCUCUAUGGCAGAGUGACUUUGCACGAAGUAUUUACGGAGGACAGAUCAUCGGUCACUGCUUGGUAGCAGCUUCCCAAAGCAUUCCUAAGGGCCAGCAAAUUCAUAGUUUGCACGCUUACUUUUUAAAACCAGGUCGCUCUGAUGUUCCUAUCUUGUACCAUGUGGACAAUACCCGAGACGGACGUUCUUACUGCUCCCGUUCAGUCAAGGCAACGCAGGAUGGACAUGCUUUGACUACAAUGCAAGCCUCUUUCAAACUUGAGGAAUCCAGCCCUACAAAUUUCCAACUUCAGAUGCCAGAUGUCCCACCACCUGAGGAUGUGCAAACACAUGAGGAAGUCUUUGAUCUCUUAAGAGAGAACGAUGUGAUAUCAGAGAAGCAGUCUAAAUUUGGCAGGGAUUGGUAUGGUUCUUUCCCUAUAAUGAUGAAGUGGGUUGAUCCGGCUGACUUCAUGUACUUGGAGCCACGGCAACCAAAACGUUGCCUCUGGAUGAAAGCGAAAGGUCAUAUAGGAGCUGAUAUGGAUCAGAACACUCACAAGUGUUGUAUUGGAUACAUGUCAGACUUAUUCCUUCUACAGACAUCAUUCCAGCAAGUGGCUCCACUAAAAUUUUCUGAAGUGGUUGCUGCCUCUUUGGAUCACUCCAUGUGGUUCCAUGCGCCCUGUCGAGCGGAUGAGUGGUUGCUUUUUGAAAUCCAAACAGAACACACGGGAGGUGGCCGCUCUCUUUGCCAUGGAAGAAUAUGGAACCGCAGAGGAGAUUUAGUGAUUUCUGUUGCUCAGGAAGGAGUUUUAAGAACUAAAACCCCUUCAAAACUGUGAUGAAACUAGUCACAAUCACAUUGCAGAUGUCAAGGUCAAAAUAUGCUGUACCAUAUUUUGAAAGGGUGGGCCAGUUUUUGUAAGGUCACCAGUGUGAAUGUACAGGUAGAAGUAGAGAGUGUGGGUUUGUUUUCUUCAAAUAACAGUGACGAGGGUCUGCGUACAGAGAUACAACCAUUAUCAACUAUCCACAAGUUAAAAAACAAAGGUAACAGGCAAUCUUGUGACAAUGACAGAGGCAUGUAGUUAGUAUGUAGCAAAUGCACUGGCGGGGUACAGCAGACAUGACCUUUGGGUCCAGGCAGAUCCAGAAAAAAUGCGUAGAGUAGAAUCAAGUGUUGUACAUGACCUUUGUUGAUCUGAGAAAGGCCUUUGAAACCUGUAGUUGGGAAUGGAAGCCUUAUGAGGAAAACGCUGGUGAAGUGCGGUUGUCCUCCGAAGUUCAUUACUAUGGUACAUCAAUUUCCUGACGAUUUGUUGAAAGCCAGCUGCAAGAACAGUGAUGAUAUGACUGUAGCCUUUCGUGUGAUAGUUUACUCUGUAAUGAAUUCAGGGAACUUCUGUGAUUUUUUUAUUUACAAAGAUGUAGUACAGUAGUGAUUUAAAUCUCGUUUUUUUAUUUCUCUCAAAAUGUGUAUGAUGAGUAUUUAGUGGUGAAAAUUGAUAUCAGCAGAAAAGAAUCUUAUACUUAUACUGUCUCAAUCUCAGAUUUUUUGCAUUUUUCACCUGAUUAAAAAAUAUCUUUCCUUAAUGAUAUUCUGCUUUAAAAGACAUUUUUAUUUAUUUAUAUUUAAUAUUCAAAGUACCUGGGUAAGUUUAUGAAUUCAAUGAGUCUUUACAGAGUUACAGAAUCUUUUUUUUCUUCUUUUAGUUACACCACCAAUUUCACAUUGAGACUAAAGUUGUCUUGAAAAUAUUGAACUUAAAGACUACAAUAGUAUGAGCUGAAAGUUUGAAAACAUAUUGUUUAAAUCCUGUAAAUUGUGAGGUAGAAUUAAGACUUUUUUGGCAGCGACAAACUGGUGCACUUUUGAAUGCUUGACAAUCUUGUGUGCCAUAGUUAUUUACCUCUAUGUAAAUUUGUGUGCAAUAGUUAUUUAUUAAAAUCUAUGUCUACCUUAGAGACUACCUAUGUGAUCUUCAGUCAUGUAGACUUAAACAAGAAAACGGUACCGGUAGUUACGGCUUGGUGCAGGAGAAAUAUAUAUAUAUAUAUAUUAUAAUAUAUGAACGCACAGAUGAACCAGUAGUACUUGUUAGCAGGGCUAAUUGUUUUUCAUUGUAUCCCAGGUCACUGUUUAUGGGUUUACUAAUGUACAGGGUAAUUUGUUGAUUUUAAUCAGUACAAAACUGGAGAUCCAUUCAAGUUAGGUCAAGUUGGAUGCAAGGUUCAAUGUUCGGUAUACUUUAUAAUAAUAGUCUCAUUUCAUGAAUUGAAUGGUCCUUCCGGUGCCCAUAAAGCAUAGAUGAGACAUGUUUUACUUUGUUCCCUCAACCUGAUUAUUUAGGCAUUUUCCUCCUAAAUAACUUGGGAGGGCUCAUAAUGCCCUUUCCAAUGACAAAGGAGUGGACAGAGUAAAAUACUUAUGAGUGUAUGAAUCUGCUGAUUUUUAUUUCUAUAUAUAUGUACCUCCCUGCAACCAUAUAAUGCUGAAUUGAACAAAUAUACCUCAGGAUAUAUCGCUUUUGGUCAAUGAUACUUUUUGCAUGGAAAUUAUAUGCACUUCAGCUUGAAUAUAAAAAUAUUUUUGCUGCCUA
This is a messenger RNA of Aplysia californica (California sea hare), 2721 nucleotides long. RefSeq names its product acyl-coenzyme A thioesterase 8. NCBI's taxonomy places the organism in Eukaryota, Metazoa, Mollusca, Gastropoda, Aplysiida, Aplysiidae. The coding region runs from base 379 to 963 and encodes 194 amino acids. The transcript is spliced from 6 exons. Gene Ontology annotation, biological process: acyl-CoA metabolic process; fatty acid catabolic process. Gene Ontology annotation, molecular function: fatty acyl-CoA hydrolase activity. Gene Ontology annotation, cellular component: peroxisomal matrix. The record is from RefSeq and is a predicted model, not a curated record.